AUGUUUGCUCAUCAACCUCGUUUUAUAGCUGAUUUAUCCUUAUCAUCUUCAUCAAAUCCUCUUAAUGUUCCUCACUAUCAUCAUACUAUGCAACAAUUCGUUGAACAUGUAAAAAUUGCUGCUCGAAAAAAUAAUCUUCGACAUCAAAAAUCCUCCAAAGAACGUUAUGAUCGACACCGUUCGAAUACUCAAUACUCUGUUGGUCAAUCUGUUUUAAUUCGUAAUCGAAAUCCACAUAUUAAUAAGUUCUCUCCAAGAUUCAUUGGACUAUACAUCAUUAUCGAUAGAUUACAUGAUAAAACAUAUAUUGUACGAAAUGAUAAAUCCGGUCAUCAAGCACAAGUACCUCUACAUGACAUACGAUCCAUCAAUUAA
This is a messenger RNA of Rotaria sordida, 375 nucleotides long. The record is from the annotation of a GenBank genome assembly. Lineage: Eukaryota; Metazoa; Rotifera; Eurotatoria; Philodinida; Philodinidae.